Messenger RNA from Eucalyptus grandis, 1826 nucleotides. Its product is annotated as galactokinase. Gene Ontology annotation, biological process: galactose metabolic process; carbohydrate phosphorylation. The coding region runs from base 144 to 1643 and encodes 499 amino acids. The record is from RefSeq and is a predicted model, not a curated record. Lineage: Eukaryota; Viridiplantae; Streptophyta; Magnoliopsida; Myrtales; Myrtaceae. The transcript has 13 exons. Gene Ontology annotation, molecular function: galactokinase activity; ATP binding. Gene Ontology annotation, cellular component: cytosol; cytoplasm.
CUCGUGACACCCCAUUCCGCCCUUUUAUAUUAUCCUUUUUCGGCUCUCUCUCUCUCUCUCUCUUCACUCUGUUUUCGUUCUCUGUUUCCAAGCACUUUCUUCGAUCUUCCUUCGCCGGUCACGCCGUCGCCGGAGCUCCCCGAAUGGCGAAGCACGAGGACCAUCCCGUCCCUGUCUACUCCGACCUCGAGGCCGUGUACGGCGACGGGUCCCAGCUGGAAGAGGCCCAGCUGCGCUUCGACACGCUCAAGGCCAAGUUCGUCGAGGCCUUCGGCCAUCAACCCGACGUGUACGCUCGGUCGCCAGGGAGAGUGAAUUUGAUCGGGGAGCACAUUGACUACGAGGGCUACUCGGUGUUGCCGAUGGCGAUACGGCAGGACACGAUCAUCGGGAUACGCAAGUACGAUUCUGGGGAGGCGAAGCCGCUGCUUCGUAUCGGGAAUGUCAACGACAAGUACAUGAUGUGCAGUUAUCCUGCUGAUCCAGAGCAGGAACUUGAUUUGAAUAAUCACAAAUGGGGCCAUUACUUCAUCUGUGGGUACAAAGGUUUUUAUGAAUAUGCAGCGUCAAAAGGACUAGAUGUUGGUGUGCCAGUUUCACUUGAUGUUAUCAUUGACGGAACAGUUCCAACAGGCUCUGGACUUUCAAGCUCUGCAGCGUUUGUUUGUUCUUCUACAAUUGCUAUAAUGGCAGUUCUUGGGGCAAACUUUCCCAAGAAAGAACUUGCUCAAUUGACAUGCGAGUGUGAACGGCAUAUCGGAACUCAGUCUGGUGGAAUGGAUCAGGCCAUAUCCGUGAUGGCUAAACCUGGAUUUGCUGAGCUCAUUGAUUUCAACCCUAUUCGAGCAACUGAUGUGCAACUUCCUGCUGGUGGAACAUUUAUAAUAGCUCAUUCUCUGGCAGAAUCUCAGAAGGCUGUGACUGCCGCAACAAACUACAAUAAUAGGGUGGUGGAGUGCCGGUUAGCUGCGAUUGUUCUCGGGAUAAAACUCGGAAUGAAACCACAAGAGGCUAUAUCAAAAGUUAAAACUCUUUCUGAUGUAGAAGGGUUGUGCUUAUCAUUCGCCAGUGAACAUGGUUCUUCUGAUCCUGUUGUUGCAGUUAAGGAACUUCUUAAGGAGGAACCUUAUACAGCAGAUGAGAUUGAGCAAAUUACUGAGGAAGAUCUGCCAUCAGUUUUAGGCCACUCUCCAACUUCUUUGGAUGUGUUAAAAGUGGCCAAGCACUUCAAAUUGUAUCAGAGGGCGUCUCAUGUAUAUUCUGAAGCCAAGAGAGUGUAUGCUUUCAAGGACACCGUAUCAUCUAAUUUAAGCGAGCAGGAUAUGUUAGAGAAGCUUGGUGACCUCAUGAAUGAGAGCCAUUACAGCUGCAGCGUUUUGUAUGAGUGCAGCUGCCCCGAGUUGGAGGAGCUUGUGAAGGCUUGUCGCGACAAUGACGCUCUAGGCGCGAGGCUUACCGGAGCCGGAUGGGGUGGUUGUGCAGUCGCUCUCGUCAAAGAGAGCAUCGUCCCGCAGUUCAUCCUCAAUCUGAAGGAGUGCUAUUACCAAUCGAGAAUCGACCGGGGCGUGAUCGACAAGAACGAGCUUGGGCUCUAUAUAUUUGCCUCCAAGCCGUCAAGUGGGUCCGCCAUUUUCAAGUUCUAGCAUUCCUCUUGCUGAUAUUUAACUUAAGAAUUUCCAAGUGUUGGACUUUGGAAGUUGUCUCUGCGGGACUUGUUAGGAGGCCUGCCUUCUUAUCGACAAAGUCUUGGAACAACUCUUGCUUGAAUAAGAUGUUGAUAUCUCUCUAAAGAUCAAGUUAAUAAAUAUGAUUUAGCUUGACAUUUU